This is a messenger RNA of Arctia plantaginis, 420 nucleotides long. The record is from the annotation of a GenBank genome assembly. NCBI's taxonomy places the organism in Eukaryota, Metazoa, Arthropoda, Insecta, Lepidoptera, Erebidae.
AUGGCGCGCUGGCAUCUACUUCUUGCUGUUGUUAGAACAACGGGCUGCCUCGACUUUCGGCUAAAGGCCACUUUAGGGCACAGAUCAUUCUCGUCCACUCGAGUAUUUUCUAAAGAGAUGGAAUCUUCUGUACUAGUAAACAAUAGAAAGAAUCAGAGUCUCAGUGGGAGACAUCUUCUUCUCAGAAUAGUAAACAGAGGCGAUUCCUUCCGUCGGCGCCGCUCCCGCUCCGGGUCCCUCGCACCGUCAUCACCAGCACUAUCCGCGCCAGAGUCUACAGGAGAACGCAAGCCGGUCGCAUGUCACCGCGUGGCUAUGGUCGGCGCCCCAGGCGUUGGCAAGACAGCUUUAGUGAGCCAGUUUCAGACCAGUGAAUGCAUCAAUGCUUAUGACAGACAGAGGGGUAAGACUUUCAAAUAA